AUGGCAGCAGUACCCACCAUCGACCUUACACUAGCCGAUUCAGAUAAUGAAGACAUAUUCCAUUCUUUUUCGUCUUCAACAAGUGUGGAUAAGAUAGACAUUAGGAAAGAAAAUGGGAAAUUAAGAAUGGCAGGCUUGGAAGUCGCCCAAUCUAAUGACGAUGCAGCACGUCAAGCAUUCCAUGUUUUCAAGACGAACAUAUCAAAUAAUGAAACCUUCGAUACUAUUCUUUCAAAGAGCAAGACAAUCACAGACAGUACCUUCAACAAUGAAAAAUCUUCCAACGAAGUAAAACAGCAGCAAGUCUUGAAGGAAGAAACGAUGGGAUCUUCCAACGAUGAGAAGAAAACACAAGAGAGCAGCCCAAGCGCAGAGAUGAUAAAACUUUUUUAUGAAAACGAUGAUGUGCCGUUAUCCGAUAGUUUUAAACAAAAAGAGGAAGGUAAAAGAAUAAAUCAGGAUGAGCAAGUGAAGGAAAAUAUCUGUGGCAUUUCUUCCUCAUACGUCUCCAAAGACUACGAUGGCGUUGAAGAUGAUUUCGAGCCUAAUACUUGCCAGGACAGCAAUUUGGAUUUUCAAGAGGAGAAGUUAAACUUGAAUAACAAACCGUCACAGCAACAGUUCAGCGACCCAGAAACAAAAGAUAACAGUUUGAAGAGCGAAAACAAAGACCAAAUAAAAGGAGUCACAACAACAAGUUAUCGUGAUUUACCUAUUGAAUCUAGUGCUUUCCAGGAUUCUGAAACUCAAAAUAACUCCAAAAACACUAUACCUAACAUCGUAAAUGAAAAGCGAACGCCAGCAUUACCGUCCAAUCUAAGCUCUGUUGAGAGUUCCCUUAAAAACGAGACGGCCAAAGUAGAGGGGAAGACGACCGUUCGUCUUCCAGGACUUCAAAAUAAUGUUGCCUUACUUGAGCAAGAACAAAGUGAACUAUUCAAGCACUUUAGUGAACAACCUGUCGAUAUUAGCGAUUUUGGUCGUAAGAUUAAAAGGAAGCAUAGCGGAGAUUUUGCAGAUAACAAGAUACUUAAAAGACCGAUAUUGCCCUCAAAAAAUAUGGACCACACAACACAUAAUUCACAUGAUUCCGAACAGAAAAAUAGCUCGAUUAUUAUUCUUUCAGAUGAGGACGAAUCUGGUGCCGGUAUCAAUGAUAUAGAAAGUCCUUUGAAAGUUUCUGAACCAAAUACAGCUGAUGCGCUUAGGAGCAGUGUACCAGAAGUCAUAUCUUUACUUGACCUACCCAAUAUUGACUUGAAUAACUCAGUAAUAAAAGAAGCAAGUGGCAGCAAUUCAAUUCCUACAUCAGAAACAGACGCACAAUCCUCGAGUUCGUCAGUUCUUCAAGGAACUAUCAUGACAGAACAAGCUACUCAAUCCUCUCAACACGAAUGUAACAGUUCACUUGAUACUCUAAAAAAAAAUCAUCAAAAAUUAUUGAAGGAUUUGAAUUCUAGAGAGUCUGAACUACGUAAUGCUCUCAGUUGCUGCAAGACAAACUCUGAAAUUUUAAGAAGGAAACUAAGUAGAAGAGAAAAGGAGGUCUCUGAUGCUGAAAAACAUUGGCAGUUAUUGUUGACAUCGAUGGCUAGAGGGGGAAGAACUAUCAGCUCAACUCAGCAGAUAUUAGUUGAUGAAGCUGAGAACCAAUUAAACAAACUGAAGGAAAAAAGACAGUUGACAAAAUCGAAGCUAGAUUCAAUCAAUUUGAAAAUGUAUAAUUAUAACGAACAAUGGAAGUCCUUUGUGCAUUCGAAAAAUAUAAACCUGCAGAAAUCUUUGGCUGCCCUUGAGCGGUCAGCCAGGGAUAGUAAAGCUUCUGCGACCGUAAAUAAAAGAAACGAAUGCCUGGCUGAGAAAGAAAAGCUAGACCAAAUGUUAAAAGAAGGAACCCUAAGCUUCAGUACCUACAAGCAGUUAACAGGGGAGAUCCAGCAGAAACUGAAUGACUUGAAACUGGGGGACCAACGCACAACUGAUAUCAAUAGUGUAUUGCCAAUAGUACGGCAACCUCUCGCCAAAAGAGAUUUAUUUAUUAAGUCCAUUGAUACUGCAAAAGAUUUAUUAGCCAAGAACACAUCCAGGACAGAAAUGACGAAGAGAAUUCUUUAUAGACAUUUGGACAACUUGGUCUCUUAUAAAAACUUUUUUGAAGACGGAAGAUCCUUAAUAGAUAUAAACAGAAGACACGUUGCACAUGAAUCGGCCCAAAUAUUGUUCACCAACGGUGUAAAGAUGCCCAUUGUUUUUGAAACAUUACAAGAUUACGGCAUCAAGUUUUCUAAUCCAGCCAUUGUCAAUCCUGACAGAAGAGCCCAAUAUUUUAAAAGCAUCGAAGUUGCACGCGAUCUCAUAUCAAAGUCUACUAGAUCAGAGGAUGCUAAACGAAAGAUUACUCGAUUUUUGAAUAUAAUUGAAGAAUUUCGUAAAGAUAUUGACACCGGAUUUCCACCUACUCCUUUAAAAAGGGAAGGCGUCGGAAAAGCUGUUGUUGGGCUAAGACAACAAGGACUUAAGAUGGACAGACUAUAUGAAAAUUUGAGAAGAUAUAAGAUUCCAAUAACAAGUGAAGAAUUACUGCAGCAAAGCUAUUUAUUUCCGGUAAACGCAGAUCAACGACCUCCUUCAAACUGGAACAUCGUGGAAAAUACCGAAGAUACUAGUUCUACAGCCAAUGAUCUAUCGAUGCAAGAUGAAUUUCACAUCUCUAAUAUGCAUGCAGCAGAAGAUCAAGAACAGAUUAGGGCUCUUUUAGAGAAUGUCAAACAAUCUGAAUCCAUUAUAGACGGCGAAGCACUUACUCCCGAGGAUAUGACCGUAAACUUAUUAAAACACCAGAGGCUGGGUCUGCAUUGGUUGUUACAAGUUGAAAACUCCGCAAAAAAAGGGGGUCUGCUUGCUGACGAUAUGGGCCUGGGUAAAACGAUUCAAGCUAUUGCAUUGAUGUUAGCAAAUCGCUCAGAGGAAUCCAAAUGUAAAACCAAUUUGAUCGUCGCACCAGUCUCAGUCUUGAGAGUUUGGAAAGGUGAAUUAGAAACGAAAGUAAAAAAACGCGCAAAAUUUACUACAUUUAUUUUUGGAGGAUCAGGUAACGGAAAAGUUAAGCACUGGAGGGAUUUGGCAAGAUAUGAUGCUGUUUUGGUAUCUUAUCAAACUCUAGCAAACGAAUUUAAGAAACAUUGGCCGAAAAAACUGGAUGGUGAACAAAAUCAGCUACCAGCUGUGCCUCAUAUACAAGCUCUUAAUAGGUUGAAAACCUCAAAUGAAUACUACUCUCCAUUUUUCUGCAAUGAUUCAACGUUUUACAGAAUUUUACUGGACGAAGGCCAAAACAUCAAGAACAAAAAUACAAGGGCUUCUAAAGCGUGCUGUACUAUAAAUGGAAUGUAUAGGUGGGUCUUGUCUGGUACGCCGAUUCAAAAUAGUAUGGAUGAGCUUUAUUCCUUGAUAAGAUUUCUAAGAAUUCCACCCUACCACAAGGAGCAACGGUUUAAAUUAGACAUUGGAAGGUUUUUUCAGAGAAAUAAGCAAUAUCAAUAUGAUAACGAGGAUAGAAAAAACGCAUUAAGAAAGGUUAGAGUCCUUCUAAAUGCCAUUAUGCUUCGUCGGUCUAAGGCUGAUAAGAUCGACGGCAAACCUUUACUGGAGCUCCCUCCUAAAAUUGUGGAAGUAGAUGAAUCACGCCUGAAGGGAGAGGAAUUAAAAUUUUACACAGCUUUGGAAUCAAAAAAUCAAGCACUCGCUAAGAAAUUGUUGAACAAUUCUACGAGGGGGAGCUACUCUAGCGUUCUCACAUUACUACUUCGCUUAAGGCAGGCUUGUUGUCAUUCAGAAUUAGUUGUGAUGGGAGAAAAAAAAGCGGAAGGUACAAAGGUAGCUAACGGCAAAAGCUUUGAAGAUGACUGGCUCAGGCUCUACUAUAAAAUCACUCACAUGAGCGGAGAAGCGCAGGCUCAGGUUAUUACUUCAAUGAAUUCUAUGACAUGUUUCUGGUGCAUGGAACAAUUAGAACCAGAAGCGAUGUCCGUUCUGACAGGUUGUGGUCAUUUGAUUUGCGACACUUGUAUCGAGCCCUUCAUCGAAGAGUCAUCCAUGCUACCUCAGGCCAAGAAAACCAAAGGUGGGGCAUUUGCUAUCCCAUGCAAAGAUUGUCAACGUUUGACAAACGAGAAAGAUAUUGUUUCGCACAAGUUAUACGACCAGGUAAUAAACCAGGGAUUUACUGAGGAAGAUUUGCAUGCAGAGUAUUUAAGUGAAAUGGAGAAACAAAAAAUACAGCAAAAAAAUGUAUAUGUGCCAAAUUUUGAGAGUUUAGAACCAUCUACGAAGAUAGAGCAAUGUAUACAGGUUAUUCAAAGAGUUUUUGAUGAAUCAGCAACCGAAAAAAUUAUUAUUUUUUCCCAGUUUACAACAUUUUUUGAGAUUCUCGAACAUUUUCUCAAAAAUAAACUGAAUUUUCCCUACUUGAAAUAUAUUGGAUCAAUGAACGCUCAGAGAAGAUCAGAUGUUAUCAACGAAUUUUAUCGUGACCCUGAGAAAAGGAUACUUCUGAUUUCCAUGAAAGCCGGUAACUCAGGACUAACAUUGACAUGUGCGAACCAUGUAGUUAUAGUUGAUCCAUUUUGGAAUCCUUACGUCGAAGAACAAGCUCAAGACCGUUGCUAUAGAAUUAGUCAAACAAAAAAAGUCCAGGUGCAUAAAUUGUUUAUAAAGGACUCUGUUGAGGAUCGUAUUUCUGAAUUACAGAAGAGAAAGAAGGAAAUGGUCGAUUCUGCCAUGGACCCAGGCAAGAUAAAGGAAGUGAAUAGUUUAGGGCGUCGGGAGUUAGGAUUUUUAUUUGGUUUAAACGCUCUUUGA
Saccharomyces cerevisiae S288C is the source of this 4860-nucleotide messenger RNA. RefSeq names its product translocase ULS1 (gene ULS1). Gene Ontology annotation, molecular function: ATP binding; ubiquitin protein ligase activity; ATP hydrolysis activity. The transcript has a single exon. Gene Ontology annotation, cellular component: nucleus. The record is from RefSeq and is marked reviewed. The coding region runs from base 1 to 4860 and encodes 1619 amino acids. Lineage: Eukaryota; Fungi; Ascomycota; Saccharomycetes; Saccharomycetales; Saccharomycetaceae.